AAAUGGUCCUAACUCCUAACCGCGAUUUUUGUGCUAAGUAGCUCCCCAUUCCAUAUGGCAUUCAUGUUCAUCAACUUCCCCCUCCAACCUACUUGAUAGCUCCCUUUCUACCACCUCAAAAUCCCUUCUUUCUUUUUCUCAUUCUUUUCAUCAAAGCCUUCUAUCUCAAAACAUUGUACCCCAUGGAAACCUCUUCAUUUGAAGAACAAAUCAUUAUUUCCAAAGAAGACAUUGUUCACAAAACAAGUUAAAGAGUGAGAAGAAGAAGAAAAAGGGUUCUUUUUAGGAGAGGAGAAACAACAAAUCAUGGGUUGCUCAGCUUCCAAAACCACCACCAUUGUUGCCAACAGAAAUCCAGAAAAUCCCUCUCCUUCUGCUUCUCUUGCAUCUUCUUCUUCUUCCUCAUCUUUUUCUGCAUCAUCAUCAUCCUCUUCUUCUAAAUCACAAUGCUCCAAUUCUUCACCAAAACCUCCAAGAGCUCUGUCUCUCCCAAUGCCUCUAGUCCACCACCCUCCCACCAAAAAGGGUGACACCCAUCACCUUGUUUCCCUCACCUCCACUACCUAUGGUUCUCUUCUUAUGAUUGACCAAAAAGUUCCCAAAUUUAGCCACAAGGACCCUCAUCUUGAACCUCUUCUCACCAAAAGCUUCCAAAAGGGGUCAAACCCAAAAGAGUCAGAGCAUGCUCUGUCUCCAGACUCUGUUAUCAACACAUGGGAACUCAUGGAUGGUUUGGAUGAAGAUUCACAUGAAACCAGUGCAAAGCUUCAACCUUUUAUCAUCUCAGAGAAACCCAGUUCAUGCAGGUACACAAUGUUUGAUGGGUCUGCAAAAAGGAGGCUCCUUGAUACCUUUGAAUCACUGAAAGCUUCAGAAACAUCCAUGGAAAAAGAAAAACCAUCUUCCCCUACCAAGAAGCCUCUUUGGCAGCAUUUAUCAGAGGAAGCUUUGCUUGCUAAGCUGGAUCCAAGUGUGGCAUGGAGUUACCGGAGAGCAUUGUCAUCUAGGCAACUUGGUAGGAACAACCUAAGCAGAGGUGUGAGGUCAAUGGGGUCUAGUCCUUUGAGAACUUCCACUGCAUUUGUUGAAAAGUUGUUCCUUUUACCUGGUUCUGAAGACAGGGUAGUGGUUUACUGCACUAGUUUGAGAGGGAUUAGGAAGACCUAUGAAGAUUGCUGUUCAGUGAGGAUGAUUUUGAGAGGGUUCAGAGUUGCUGUUGAUGAGAGGGACAUUUCAAUGGACUCAUCUUACAGGAAGGAGUUGGAGAAUGUGCUUGGUGGGAAAGCAGUGACUUUGCCUCAGGUGUUUAUCAGAGGGAAACAUGUUGGAAAUGCAGAGGAGUUGAAGCAGAUGAAUGAGUCUGGGGAAUUGGCAAAGCUUUUGGAAGGUUUUCCCACUCAGGAUCCUGGGUUUGUGUGUGAGAAUUGUGGAGAUGUCAGGUUUAUGCCAUGUCCUAAUUGCAAUGGGAGCAAGAAGGUGUUUGAGGAGGAAGAUGGAGUGUUGAGAAGGUGCCCUGAUUGUAAUGAGAAUGGCUUGAUUAGAUGCCCCAAUUGCUGCUCAUGAUGAUUUCUGGUGGUGAAAAUUAUUGAUUGUUUGUUAUCCUUGAUCUCUUUAUUAUCAUUUUUUUGGGUUCAAUUUGUCAUGAUAAAUUGUGACUGUUAGUAGUAACUAUGAACUAUGAAUGCAUAUUUCAAUUUCCUUCUUUGUGUUUUAUUGUUAUUGUUUAUUUCA
Molecule: messenger RNA, 1731 nt
Organism: Lotus japonicus
Lineage: Eukaryota; Viridiplantae; Streptophyta; Magnoliopsida; Fabales; Fabaceae
Exons: 1
Coding region: 307-1563 (418 amino acids)
Source: RefSeq, a predicted model, not a curated record